AUGCCCGCCAACUCUAGAAACCAGAACCUUCGGCGGAUCUCUGACUCCAAACCUUAUACGAAGAGAGUGCCAAGUAUCGCGCCGUCUAGCCCUGCAAUGUCCGAGUCUCAAGAAAGUGUUGUAUCACCCUUAAUAUCGUCCCAAGAAUUCACAAGCAAACCUGGAUUUCCUACAUAUCCUCAGUAUAAGCGCAUCGAGCUCACUUAUCUGUCUUGCCUUUCACCUCGCAAACGAGACAAAGCCCUCAUCACGCAAGUCAUGUUUGACAAAAUCUGGGACGUACUACAUCAACCUGAAGCUUGCGAUAUCGAGACGCCUCAAUUUCGUUUUUGGGUUCGCAAGAUGUUUACUUUGAGCAGGCCUCAAAGGAAACUCAGACAACCAGGGAGCACUGAGGACUCUGAAGAUUUACCUGCUGUGGUUCUUCAUGAAAACAGACCGGUCGCCGUUAUGGAACAACUUUACGAGGUUUUUUGUUAUUGCCAUGAGCGUGCCAAUCAUGGGGGACGCGAUAAAACUUGCGCCGUCAUUCGUCAGCACUAUUCCUGGGUUCCCAAGGAACUAACGGCCCAGUUCGUAAAGGCAUGCCCUACCUGUACACUCAAGCGCAGUGGCAACCCAGAUCUAGUUGCGAUGGUACAGGAACAAGUUCUUAAUCAAGAAGAGAACUCUAACAGACGUUUUCCUCCUGCUCCUACGGUCGAAGAUUCUUGCCAGUGGACUUCACAAAACAACUGGCCCCCCGGAGGUGGCCCCCUAGAUACCCCAAACAAGAUGAAUGAUUGCUCUAAAGAAUUGCUCUAUCCUGGUCUUCCAAGUCUGUCAUGUGUUCCUUCUCUGUCGGCGUUGUCUACGAGCUCGUAUGGCGGAUCUCAGGGCCUGCAAUCACAUCCUAUGUCCAGAGAGGUUUCUCUGUUCAACGGUAUACCUCAUGGAUGGACCCACCUUCCCCCUCCUCCUGCUGAAGGAACAUGCUAUGUGGUCAAUCACCCUAUGGUAGAUCCGAGCAAGAGACCUCGCGUCCCGAAUGUGGUUUAUACUCAUAAUAUAGGGAGAAACGACAGCACCGACGGCAGCGAUAUUUAUGGCGAUUCUCGAGAAGUCUCCCCAAAAUUACCGGCUCUUGCGCACGUUUUGACAGACAGAAAAUCAGACAAUCAUGUCGUUCUCAAUCAACCGCAACUAGGGAAUGCCAACGAUUCUCUUCCUUCUUCCCUUCAACACCUCCAAUUAUCGAACCCUGUCACAGCAGCCGUAGAAUAUGGACCAUACAUCGGCCAGAUAGAUCCCGCCUUGCUCAUACGCCAAGGGGCUGAAACAACAGGGAACACCAAGAACAAUACAGGUUCAAACCAUUACGUCGAUUCCUACGAAAGCGAACAUCAGGAGUGGGCAGACUUCGCGAUCAGCAAAUCCUCUAGCGUCGAGGUAUCACCCCAAACGCCCGUUAGGCUUAAACGUCGUUUGACCCGUACUGCUGCUCCUAGUUCGUUGAACCUCAAUAUCGUUACACGCGACGACCAUGAUUUUAGCAACUAUCGCAGCCAUGUAGUCCCGAGGAUAAACACCCCACCCUCUCCUAGCUCUGAGAUGACCUCAUCCAUAACCCCGUUUCCGGUUAAUUUGGGGAAAGUGACUAAUACAGCCGACAACCUGAAACUCGACGAUCAAGCGGGGGUUCAAAAUGUAGUGGACGCAGGUGAAACCUGA
Molecule: messenger RNA, 1710 nt
Organism: Serpula lacrymans var. lacrymans S7.9
Lineage: Eukaryota; Fungi; Basidiomycota; Agaricomycetes; Boletales; Serpulaceae
Exons: 1
Coding region: 1-1710 (569 amino acids)
Source: RefSeq, a predicted model, not a curated record